Messenger RNA from Xiphophorus couchianus (Monterrey platyfish), 1198 nucleotides. Its product is annotated as 15-hydroxyprostaglandin dehydrogenase [NAD(+)]-like. The record is from RefSeq and is a predicted model, not a curated record. Lineage: Eukaryota; Metazoa; Chordata; Actinopteri; Cyprinodontiformes; Poeciliidae. Gene Ontology annotation, molecular function: oxidoreductase activity, acting on the CH-OH group of donors, NAD or NADP as acceptor. The coding region runs from base 202 to 996 and encodes 264 amino acids. The transcript has 7 exons. Gene Ontology annotation, cellular component: cytoplasm.
UUCUAUCAUCGGCUGUUAGUUUUCCAUUUAGCUUAAUGCCUUUGAGGUGAACUGAACCAGAGGAACUCCGUGUUUCAGGCCUCAGCAGGUCCGGCUUUUGUGGGCGGAGGCAGUUCGUGGGCGGCGAUAGUUAAAGCAGAUUCUGUGGAAGCGGACCUUUAACGCCUUGCAGACUUCCUGAAGCUGCAGAGCCCGGCUGAGAUGGCGUUGGUGGGGAAAACCGCGGUGGUGACCGGAGCGGCCAUUGGGAUCGGAAGAGCUUUGGCGGAGAUCCUGCUGGAGAACGGAGCCAAGGUGGCUCUGCUGGACAUUAAUGAGGCUGCAGCAGAGCGCCCCCUGCAGGCGCUGGAGCAGCACUUCGGGGCAGAGAAGACCAUCUUCCUGAAGUGUGACGUUGAAUCCGAGCAGCAGAUCAGAGCUGCAUUUAAGAAAACCGUAGAAACCUUCGGGGGAAUCGACAUUUUAUGCAACAACGCCGGCGUCCUGAACGAAACCAGCUGGGAGAAAACCAUUUCCAUCAACCUGAUGGGUGUGAUCAGAGGGACCUACGUGGCUCUGGAGCAGAUGAACCAGCUGAGCGGCGGCCGCGGCGGAGUCAUCAUCAACACGGCCUCCAUGGCAGGAAUCGGUCCGUUGCUGAGCUGCCCCUCUUACACAGCAAGCAAGUUUGGAGUGGUGGGAUUCACCCGAGCCAUGGCCGCUGCCUCUGAGGCUUCUGGGUACGGCAUUCGGUUCAACGCGGUUUGUCCUGGCUUCGUGCAAACCGACCUGAUAACCAACAUCCCGGUUCGGCUGGGUCAGUUCUCCAACCUGGCCGCCGCCACACACAAACUGGUUGACGUGAUGGGGACGAUAGCGGUUUCUGAUGUCGCCGCCGCCGCCUUGGAGCUGCUGAUAGACGACACGAAGAACGGCGAGGCCCUGCUGGUCUUACAGAGUGGAGCCACGUACAUGCAGUUCCCUACAUUCAAUCCAACACAAAAUAAACCCUUAUAAUACGAACAGUAACCAACAUCUGGAUUCAGUUCUGCAAAAAACCCAUCAGACCUGCUGUGGUCUUAAAUACCAAAGAUCACAGCUCCUCUUUUCGCCACAUUGUUUCUAUAAUUUACUUUUUCUCUUGUUUCUAGUCAUUUUCUACCACUGUUUGAAACCCAAGCUAAGGAAAUAAAGAAAUUAACAGCAUUAUAGUAAAGAA